Molecule: messenger RNA, 990 nt
Organism: Acanthisitta chloris (rifleman)
Lineage: Eukaryota; Metazoa; Chordata; Aves; Passeriformes; Acanthisittidae
Product: metal regulatory transcription factor 1-like
Exons: 3
Source: RefSeq, a predicted model, not a curated record
GCUGUUCUGCAGCCCCCAGAAGUGCCUGUUCCUCACAGCACACGGUUCGCAGCCAGUCACCGAGACUUCCUGCAGCACACCCCGACGCCGCAGCCCAUCGUGCAGGGACUGUCUGUGGUCGCUGGAGCUCCCGCUCCGACGGCCCCGAGUGCCGCUGAGCCCCUGCCAGCUGUGGUUCAGACUGUGCCUGUCGGUGCCAACUCCGUUCUGACCAGUAACCCCACUAUCACCAUCACUCCUUCCCCCAGCACGGCCAUCCUGCAGUCCAGCAUCGUCAUGGGAGAGCAGAACCUACAGUGGAUCUUGAAUGGUGCCGCUGGUUCUUCACAGAGCCAAGAGCAGAUGCCACAAGUUCCAAAAGUCGUAGAAAAGGUGUUUUUCACCACUGCAUUGCCAGUAGCUGGUAACACAGGAAGCCCUGUGCAGCAGAUUGGUCUCAGCGUUCCUGUCAUCAUCAUAAAGCAGGAGGAGGCCUGCCAGUGCCAGUGUGCCUGCCGAGACUCUGCCAAGGACAAAGCCACCACCACCGUAAAGAAGGAAUGUUCCUCACCUGACUCGAAAGCUCUGGAGCAGCCAGCUCCCCAGCAUCAGCCUCAGACCUUUCCUUCCUCCUCUGCUCCUCCUCCCUGUGGGCAGAGCAGUCAGAUAGUUAACCCUUCAGACUCGCAGACUGAAGCGCUAAGUGCCAUGGAUGUCUCGGACUUCCUGUCCCUGCAGAGCCCGGACACCCCUUCUGACAUGAUUCCAAUCGAAGCACUACUGCAGGGCGAGGAAGAAAUUGGCUUGAAUAGCAGCUUCUCUAAGUGAAGAUGUUCCAGAUUUUCCUUUGCACCUGGAGGGUAAGACCCUUCUUAGAAGCAGAAACUGAAGGAUCGAUGCUUAUUCCUUCCUCUUUGGAAGUUUUGUGGCUUAUUUCUGCUUCACAGAUGUCAUCUUAGUCACGUCCCAGGUACAUCCACCUUUGAGAUUCUAUCUAAAAAAAAGAAAAGG